AUGGAAGCGAUGCAACACCUGGAGAUGCAUAAAAUGGGCGCCCUGGGUCUUCCUACGAAACCAUCUGUGUCGUCGCCAACUUACACCGGCCACCCAGCAUUCCACUUGCUCGUUGCUGCGAGUGUCGUCGGCGAUCUUCCCGACCACCUGAGAGUGCAAUUCGUAUAUUCUGGUGAAAGAUCUCGUCUCAAACCGGCGAGCCUCAAGACUUUGGUUGUGGAGAUCGAGCGGGAUCUUCGCCGUCUGGAAUUCGAUCGUCUCGCUCAGCCUGGUAACCAACCAAUACUCCGCAUCAUCAGGCCGGAGCAAGUCUUUCCUCCGAUCUCUUCUCUUGUUCUGAAGGAAGAUUCUCACCUCCGUUGGGUGCAGCAGUUCCUGAAUUCUUUUGUGGCCAUCCUUCCUAACCUGCAGCACCUCCAGAUACAUGGUGUUGACUGGUCUCGGCAUUCCGAAGAGAUACUCCCUAAGCCCAAAUGGCAGCCGUACUUGCCUAACGUGGGCAACAUGCAGCUGGCAGGCUGCUCGUUCAGAACGCUCCCCCAACUGGCCAUAUUUCUUACCUCUUUCACUCGUCUCAACAGUGUCCGCCUAGUGGAUGUUUCUCUAAAGACACCGGCAUACGUCUUCGUUGACAGCACUAUUUCCAUCGAAAACCCUGGCGAUUUGAACCUCAUGUUGUCCGCUGAACUUGAUAGGAAGUUCGGACGCCAGUCUGUUGGUCAUUAG
Messenger RNA from Sparassis crispa, 726 nucleotides. RefSeq lists its product as hypothetical. Bases 1 to 726 code for a protein of 241 amino acids. The transcript is spliced from 3 exons. Lineage: Eukaryota; Fungi; Basidiomycota; Agaricomycetes; Polyporales; Sparassidaceae. The record is from RefSeq and is a predicted model, not a curated record.